AUGAGCUCUGACGAAUCUGAUUUGACCGACUUGGACUACGACGAGGGCGAGAUACAGGAAGAGUCGCGGCAGACGCGCAAUGGGAAAGGUGGAACCGCGAAAAAUGGGCGCAAAGUGCGGAAAGUGCUGUCCAAGCCUCGGACGGUGCACUACACCCCGCAGUCCUUGUUCGAACAAAUCCAUAACGGUGACAUCGAUCUGAACCCGGAUUACCAGCGCGAGGUCGUGUGGCCCGAAACGAAGCAGAGUGCUGUAGUCGACUCAUUCCUAAGGCACUUCUACGUUCCCCCUGUCAUAUUCUCGGUCAAUGUAGACGAGGACGGGAUAGAGCAUAGGACGUGCAUAGAUGGUAAACAGCGGUUGACGUCGAUUGUAAACUUCACCAACGAAAAGUACUGGUUCAAGGAAAACCCCCAGGCUGCCAGGGCCCACAAGUUGCUCCCGGACAAGUACAGAAAAGAGUGGGGACGGAUCCAGGUCGUUUGUAUCGAAUACGAUGGCUUGCACGAAAGUGAGGAGCGAGAGAUCUUCCAACGCGUUCAAAUGGGCAUGGCGCUCACUCCGUCCGAAAAACUUCAGGCAAUAUCCAGUCCGAAGGCCUCCUUUGUCCGAGAGAUAUUAGCAACGUAUAGCGAGCUCACGACGGACUGGGAUAGCAGUCGCGGCAAUGACUUCCGAUGCGUAGCCCAGGCCCUGUUGAAUAUCGACAAGUACCCACUGAAGUCUGGGGGCACGAUAAUGCAGGUCGAGAAGUGGCUGAAUACGGAAGUUGAUCUCGACGAGGACGUGAAGGAUGACUACCGCCGCACCUUCGGCGUCUUCGUGGACCUCUUGCGGGACAAGACACUCAGCAAAUGCUUACGGACUCCGACGACCAUCGCUCCCGUCGAGUUCGUCAUGAUCUGCCUUCUCAUUGCUCGCGAGAAGGACAGACUGACAUUGGCUCAGCUGUCUAAUGUCAUUCUAGAUAUGCGGAGGGAUGUUCGUGCCAAUCACAAGGAUAUUCGGUUGAACUCCCUUGUGAUGAAGACUAUGGUGACCUUCAUUGGCGGUAUCAAACCAAGCAAGGUGAAGGAUGGGGGAGGUGAGCCAGCAGGCAGGAAGGUCUUAUCAGCUCCAAAGAGAAAAUUGAAGGAAGAUGAUGAGACUGGGGGAAGCAAGGUCCAGAAGAAUCUUGAAGGGCCGAUGAAGGUUCAGGCUCCUACUCCUGAAACUGGAAGAGGGCCUCGAGGGUCUCCUGCAAAUGGGCCUCUGGCAUCACAGGUAAAACAGGAGGCAGGUUCUGGGAAUACCUUCCCUCAGCCUACUGGGGAUCCAAAGAUUUCUUCCCCUAGGCCUUUAACUCCAAGUAUUCCUCCUGUUCCUGAUAGAUUGGCUGCUAUCAGGUUCCUCCCCCCACCCAGCUGGAUACAUCCAUUAUGGCUAGGAUGGCUCUUCUUCAUGGCUACCAGGAUCAGCAAGGAAGGGGGAUCUCUCAUCCAAGUCAAGAUCCUUGGCAGGGGUACCCUCAACCUAGUGCAGAUCCUAGGGAGCAUGGAAGAGGUGGUGGUCCAAGUCAAGACCCCAGACAAGGCUAUCAUCAUGCAGGUAGAGAUCCUAGGGGUUAUGGGAGAAGCACUGAUCCACAUCAGUCAAGGCAUCAGGAUCAGGGAUGGGGAAGUUAUCAUAGAUGAUGCAGUUUGA
Gloeophyllum trabeum ATCC 11539 is the source of this 1683-nucleotide messenger RNA. RefSeq lists its product as uncharacterized. The coding region runs from base 1 to 1683 and encodes 560 amino acids. NCBI's taxonomy places the organism in Eukaryota, Fungi, Basidiomycota, Agaricomycetes, Gloeophyllales, Gloeophyllaceae. The record is from RefSeq and is a predicted model, not a curated record. The transcript is spliced from 9 exons.